Scophthalmus maximus (turbot) is the source of this 1804-nucleotide messenger RNA. It is a transcript of the gene yju2, whose product is annotated as YJU2 splicing factor homolog. Gene Ontology annotation, cellular component: U2-type catalytic step 1 spliceosome. The transcript is spliced from 8 exons. The record is from RefSeq and is a predicted model, not a curated record. NCBI's taxonomy places the organism in Eukaryota, Metazoa, Chordata, Actinopteri, Pleuronectiformes, Scophthalmidae. Gene Ontology annotation, biological process: mRNA splicing, via spliceosome. The coding region runs from base 137 to 1171 and encodes 344 amino acids.
CAACUCUGAUCGCCGGAAGCAAAAAAAGGGGGGACAGCCGGAAGUUAAUGUGCUGUGAAGUCUACUAGCUGCGUUGAGUUAGCUUGCGCCUUCGACACGGUUUUUCUCUUCGUCGGGUUUCCAGCAAAAAGGCACAAUGUCCGAAAGAAAAGUGUUAAACAAAUACUACCCUCCGGAUUUCGAUCCGUCCAAAAUCCCCAAACUCAAACUGCCCAAAGAUCGACAGUAUGUGGUCCGAUUGAUGGCUCCCUUCAACAUGAGGUGUAAAACAUGUGGCGAGUACAUCUACAAGGGGAAGAAGUUCAAUGCACGCAAAGAGACUGUUAUGAAUGAGCUGUACAUGGGGCUGCCGAUCUUCCGUUUCUACAUCAAAUGUACUCGGUGUCUUGCUGAGAUUACGUUUAAGACUGAUCCAGAGAACACGGACUACGCAAUGGAACACGGUGCAACACGAAACUUCCAGGCAGAGAAACUAAUUGAGGAGGAGGAGAAGAGAAUCGUGCAGGAGAGAGAAGACGAGGAACUGAACAACCCCAUGAAGGUGUUGGAGAACCGCACAAAAGAUUCCAAGUUGGAGAUGGAGGUUUUGGAAAACCUCCAGGAGCUGAAGGAGCUGAACCAGAGGCAGGCUCAGGUGGACUUUGAGAGCAUGAUCGACCGGUACAGAGAUCUGGAGAGGAGAGAAAGGGAACGGGAGAAGGAAGAGGAUGAGCGAGAAACCAAGGAGAUGUUAGACCGUGUCCUCGUGAAAAGAAUAAGAGACUCUGACUCUGAUUCAGAGAAAGAAGAGGAGAGCAGCAGCUCACAGUCAAACAAGUCCAGCACGGACAAACCAACAGACAUUCUCACCACCGACAAACCCAUAGAGACACAGGGAGCCACGGCUUCGGCAGUGAAGAGGGCCAAGACGGAGAGCUGGGAGAGGAGUGUGGGGACACUGGGUGGUGUAAAAGCACUGGGGUCACUGGUAGUGCGCAAGAAACCAACAGCAGCUGUCAGCAAACCCAGUCCAGUGGUGGCCACUGCCGCUCCCUCUUCGCAAACAGAUUCAGAGGCAUCAAAGACGCCCGAGUCCACAAAAGCUUCAAAGCCCAUUACCAUGCAAAACGGGGCUUCAUCUCUCAGCCUGCUGGGGGCGUACUCAGACAGCGACAGCAAUGACAGCGAAUGAAACGAAGAUGAAUUGAGUGACUGACACACAAUUGUAUGAGUGACGCAGAAAGAAAUAUAAUAAUGUGGACUUUUUUUUUUAUUAACGCGCUAUAGAAAUCAAAAUUGUAUGUAAACCCAUUUAUGCUUAUUAAAGAUAUGACUAAUAAAAAGUCAUUGUGUUGUUGGCUGGUCGUAGGAACUGUUUAGUCUUUUGUCCAAACCCAGUGAAACCUUUUAAACAUUAUUAAAUCAUGUGUAAAACAUGAGAAUUUAUGUAGAUCAGAAACGUAAGAAUAGGUUGAAACGCAGAUAAACAUCUGAAAUUUUAUAUAGUUAAUAUUGCAAUUUCAUGUAAUUCAAUAGUAAAUAUGAUAUGAAAGCCCUGGGGACAGUGUGAUUUUCAGUUGAUAUGUGGUUCAUUUUACAGUGGGAGGAAAUACAGAAACUUUUGAUGGCACAAAUCCAAAUUUUCUCCUGGGUGGAGGGCUUUAAAAUAUGUAUAGCACCCCUGCCCCCUCAAAUUGUAAUUUAAGAUGUACAGUAUGAAUCUUUGGUUAACAUUUACAUACUCUGAAGAGCUUUUUUUAUGUGAUUUACUGUGAUAAUAAAAUAAACUUCAUGUAUUCAUAUUGCAUACAUAGUCUUCAGCCGA